AUGGCUCGUGUGAAACAAACCCAGCCACAUACACCUUCACCUUCUUCAUCUUCAACAAGUGAAACUCCUUCACCACCACAAACACUAACAAAGAGAGUUCCGAUUCCAACACACAAAAUUCUUGCAAAGGACAAGGGAAAGGCUCCUGCUCCUAUUCCAGAAAAGACCAAGAAACGAAAGGAACCUCCUACUGAAAAAUUGAUGGCUGAUGCAAUGAAAGAGAUUGCUCAAAAGAGAAAGAAGCAACCCAUUCCUUCACCCCCUGCAAAGAAGAAAACCAUUUCUUCACCCCCUGCUAAGAAGGUCCCUGCACCAAAAGAAAAGGAACCUCAAUCCUCCAUAUCACCUGAUUUCGUAAAAAGAAAAAUCCAAGAAGCAAGGACAAUGGAUUUUCCUUAUUUUGAUGAUGUCGA
Molecule: messenger RNA, 413 nt
Organism: Cicer arietinum (chickpea)
Lineage: Eukaryota; Viridiplantae; Streptophyta; Magnoliopsida; Fabales; Fabaceae
Source: RefSeq, a predicted model, not a curated record